Messenger RNA from Linum trigynum, 2074 nucleotides. The record is from the annotation of a GenBank genome assembly. NCBI's taxonomy places the organism in Eukaryota, Viridiplantae, Streptophyta, Magnoliopsida, Malpighiales, Linaceae.
CCAAUGAGUUGAGAUUGACAAUUGCUUCCAUGUAUGGUGCAUGUUUGUCUCUUUUGCAGUAUGCUUUAUUUGGAUCGUGAGUACAUCCAAUAUUUGUUGAACCACGAGCGGUUAGGGGUGAAGUUUGCUUAUCAGAUGAAUAGUCUGGUUGGACCGCACUAGAUUCUAGACCUGGACAUGUUUAACAUGUUCAGGUGUCGAGCCGCGAUGUCGGUGGUUGCUUGUCAUCCCUAGUGGCGCCAGUUGCUGACGAUGGAUGAGCCCAUAUACCGAGAGCUCUGCGUGAAGUCCUAUUCCACCUUCUCCGACGUAGUCCCGAUGAGCAAGAGAAGUCGGCCCCACGUGGAGUUCAUGCUUGAAGGUUAGCUAUGGGUGCUGACAUACGACGCCUUCGCCCAGGCCAUGGGGUUGAACUCCACAUACAUGACGAUGAAGGAGUGGCAGUACACUGCCGACUUCCAUUAUUAGGAUGCGUUCCAGGCCAUCUGACGCCCGAGCAUGAGCAAGAUGAGUUCUAGUUUGGCCACAUCAAUGCAGUGAAGCUGCGGACCCCGUGGAGGAUCAUGCACACUCUUCUCACCCAAUCUCUCGAAAUAGCAUUCCACUAUCUACUCUUCUAGAUAAAAAUGAACUUCCCGGUACCAAGCACAUAGCUGUAAAGGGCUUCUUCCGUCGUCCCUAGUUUGUGAGCGGGCCAUCUGAUCACUAACAGAGGAUUGAUUGCCCUCCAUUCUAUGAGGCAUCCCGUCGAGCCGCUCCAUCUGGGAUUGUUGGUUGCCACAACUUUCGCCCAGUUUCUGGGGUGGAACAAGGUGGACACAAUGCAUAUGGGGGGGGGGGGGGGAAUCAUCACGAGACUGGCCCAGUACUUCGACGUGGACGUGAAGAGGGCCUCCAUAGUUGGCCGGACUGAGGCCUUCCCAUCGGAGACUCUCUACAACAUGAAGCUGGUGCUUCAAGGAGAGCCAGGGGUCGAGUACCUCGACGGACUUUGACCCUUAGAAGCUAUGAGGCUGACAGUUGACCCAUCUCUUGGAGACCAAUCCAGAGGUCCCUCCUCCAGAGCAGCCACCUGAGCUCCUGGUCGCCGCUGGCGUCCCGCGCUCCCGCGUCCUGCACCAGCAAAGUCAUGUUUUCGCUAGACUACGCAACCCUCAGUUACAAACCACCCAACCCAUUUCUCCUCAUCUUGUACCGCCAGCCCUUCCACCAUCCCGCGUUCUCGUGCUCUUUCUCUCUCUCUCUCUCUCUCUCUCUCUGUUUAUAUCUCCCAUCUCUCACGGCCUCCUCCAUUCCGAAAAUCGAUUCCAAUUCCAGUCGAGAACUUUGGAUUCACAUCACUCGUUCUCCGUUGAAUUCGAUACAAGAAAUUAUGAUGCACACACUCGUCUUCUUUCGUCCUUCCAUUCAAACAAUCAUUCACCAUCUACAACCAAAUCACUUGGCCCAAAUGGAGUGGCAUGGUACACCAGUCACCUCUCUCUAUUACACGAUGGCACAAAGCAGACCACAAGUUUAGAAAUGUACGCCAUAAGUUUGUUAAAGCACACCACAUGACCAAUAACGUACACCACAAGUAACGUAGAGCAAACCACAUGUUUAUAAAAGCACGCCACACGUUUAUUGUCUUGCCCCUUUAUUUAUUUAGUUUUUCUAUUCUUGUUCCAGAUAUGUGUAUUCUAUUCUGAGAUUGUUUCGGCCGAAGGAAGAAGACGACGAAGAUGGAAUUUUAAUCGAAUUAUGGGUGUAUAGUUAUCUUAACUUGUGUUGGUGAAAUAAACCUCCUUAUUGGGUUUAGAAUAGUGCAAUAUGAUAUCCACCACUGACAUAAAAUUUUCACAAGUUUCUUAAAGCACGUCACAAGGUGGAUUAAAGCACAACACAAGUGGAUUAAAGCACACCACAAGGUUCUUGUAUUGUCGUUAUAUUAUUUUAGUUUUGCCAUUAAGCUUCUAGUAUAUGGAUUUAUUACCAGUGAUAUUUAGGGUUUGUUUCGGCCGAAGAAAGAAUAUGAUGAAGAUAGAAUUUUAAUCGAACUGUGAGUGGAUAGUUAGGAUAAAACGUGUUUGCGAAA